AUGAACUUGUGGGUUGACCAGAUAAACGCUAAUACAGGACUGGUUUUAACAGACGUAUUACUCAAGGAAAAAGCACAUACUUUCACAGAAGAACUUGGAAUUGAUAAAGAAGCUCAAAAAUUUAGUAAUGGCUGGCUCGAAAAAUUUAAGAAACGCAAUAACAUACGAAAAAUUAUGCUUCAUGGAGAAGCAAAUAGCGUACUGCUUGCAUUAUUGCCUGAAGCACGCAUAAUACUUCAAGCUAUAAUUUCAGGUUAUGAUCUUGAUAAUAUAUAUAAUGUGGAUGAAACAGAAAUUACGAAUGUGGUACAACUUACUAAAGAUGACAUAGAAACAGAUGAUAAUGCGAUUCAAAUAAUCCUUUCCAAUUUUACAUCAAGUGAUUAUGAAGUAACAGAUGAAGCUAAAGCAUAUUUACGUACCAUUGAUGAAAUAGUUCCUACUGAAGAAAUUCUUGAUGAUAAUAACAUUAUUGCAUUGAUAAAACCUCAAGAAGAAAAUGAAACGAAUCAAGAAUCAGAUAAUGAAAUACCACCUUUAAUAACGAUAAUGGAAGCCAUUGAAUCAUUACAAAAG
This is a messenger RNA of Ambispora gerdemannii, 576 nucleotides long. Lineage: Eukaryota; Fungi; Glomeromycota; Glomeromycetes; Archaeosporales; Ambisporaceae. The record is from the annotation of a GenBank genome assembly.